Fusarium musae is the source of this 1278-nucleotide messenger RNA. RefSeq lists its product as uncharacterized. The transcript has a single exon. The record is from RefSeq and is a predicted model, not a curated record. Lineage: Eukaryota; Fungi; Ascomycota; Sordariomycetes; Hypocreales; Nectriaceae. Bases 1 to 1278 code for a protein of 425 amino acids.
AUGCCUUCAGCCAAAGUUUCUGAGCCUUCCAAUGGCGCCCUUAGCACCAACGGCAGCGGAAAAGCCCAUGUAAGACCCACUGCCAAUAGCGACAUGUCGACAUCCCGUCGUCUUGUUCCUUUGAUUCAUGAAGGGACUGUUACCUAUCUCAACGCCUCAUUCGCUCCCCCUUCCAACAUGAUCGUUCACGAAGCCAUCACCAAGUACGCCUCUGAGGCGUUGUAUAACCCUUUGCCGAAGCCGACCUGGCAGGCCACCAUGCAAGACGCCCGUCGGCUGCUCGCACGCUACAUCAACACCGACUCGUCAAACAUCGCCUUUACACGCGACACGACAGAAGCCCUUGGCUCUAUAAUUCAUGGCCUGCACUUCAAGCCCGGUGACAAUGUGGUUCUGCUUGAUACAGAACAUCCUAACCAUGCGUAUCAGUGGAUGUCCCUCCGGCCAUUGGGCCUACAAGUUCGGCAGGUUCCUACGAUCGAAGCUGACAAGAAGAAUGGAAAGCUCAGCGUGGCGAAUGCUGAGACCUUUGCCCCUUAUGUGGAUGACCGAACAAUUGCGAUUGGGCUUAGUUCCGUCAUGUUUCACAGCGGCCAGUGGAACGAUGUGGCACAUGUUUGCUCUACCUUCCGCCCGAGAGGAAUUCAUGUCAUUGCGGAUAUAACACAACAGGUUGGGUUUGCGACCGUAGACGUGCAAGCACUCGGCGUUUCGGCGGCAGCAUUCUCGUUGCACAAGGGUCUUCACUGCCCAACGGGUCUUGCAGCUCUAUAUGUCGACCCGGACUUCAUCAAGACUGUUGAUCCCACUCCACCUAUUGUGGGAUAUGGUGCUGUGAGCAAUGUUAGAGCUGAUCUUCUUGUUCCUGAUGACCCUAUUGUAUACCAUCCAUCUGCUCAGAGAUAUAAUCACCUGAACCUGAGUCUUUUCUCGGCUGCUGUCGCCAAGGCAUAUCUCAGCUUCUACCUCGAUGUUCUUGGCCCCGAGGAGGUGGAAAGUCACCUUUAUAGCUUGGGUGAUUUAUUGAGGAAAGAAUGUAGGAGUUUGGCCGUCAACAUAGUCGGUUCUGGCAGCCGCGAAGAGCAUGCGCCGCAUCUUUACGUCCUGGAUCUGCAUGACGAAAGAUGGAUGCCCCAUUUGCAAAGCAAUGGAAUUAUCGUGACGCCGUAUCGACUUGGAAUCAGAGUAUCACUCGGCUUCUACAAUAACACAGAGGACAUCAAGAAUCUUGUUUCGGUUCUGAGAAGUGGUAUUGAAAUGGGAAUCUCUGUACCUUAG